AUGGGGAAAAUAUCAGCGAACGAUAAGCUUAAGCAACGUCAUAAUCCUCUUUUGAAGGAUAUCUCUUCUCAGGGAGGUAACUUGAGAACCACGCCUAGAUCAGCACACGCAAAGAAUAAAAAAUCCAGAACCAGUGAAGCAAAUGAACCGAAGGGGGAAGGGUACUUGGAUGCCGUCAGUUCGAGAAAGAUCUUACAGUUGGCAAAAGAGCAACAAGACGAGUUAAGAGAUGAAGAAGAAGCCCAAGCUCCAAGCUUUGCACAAGCAUUUAAGCAACAAGAUGUGAGUAGCGAUGAAGAAGAAGAUGAUCAGCAAUACUCCGACUUGGAAGAAGAAGAAGAAGAAGAGGAGGAGGAGGAGGAGGUUGUAUACGACGAGGAAGAGAUUGAGGUUGACGAGAAAGAUGCAGAGCUAUUCAAUAAAUACUUUCAAAGUAAUGGUCCUACUGCCGAUGGACAAAGUAUAAACUUGGCCGACAAGAUUCUUGCAAAAAUCCAAGAAAAAGAGUCGCAACAACAAGAACAGGUUUCUGAAAGACCUGAAGAUGCAGUUUUACUACCUCCAAAAGUCAUUAUGGCGUAUGAAAAAAUUGGUCAGAUAUUGUCUACUUACACCCAUGGUAAAUUACCAAAAUUGUUUAAGAUUUUACCGAGUUUGAAAAACUGGCAGGAUGUAUUGUACGUUACAAACCCAGAGAAAUGGACUCCUCACGCUACAUAUGAAGCUACAAAGUUGUUUGUUUCCAAUUUGACCGCCAGUGAAGCACAAAAGUUUGUGGAAUCAGUACUUUUAGAGAAGUUUAGAACAUCAAUUGAAGAUUCCGAUGACCAUUCAUUGAAUUACCACAUUUAUCGUGCUUUAAAGAAAUCAUUGUAUAAACCAGGUGCAUUUUUCAAGGGGUUUUUGUUACCAUUGGUGGAUGGAUAUUGUUCAGUUCGUGAGGCCACUAUUGCUGCGUCAGUAUUAACAAAAGUUUCAGUUCCAGUUUUGCACUCAUCAGUUGCAUUAACUCAAUUACUACAAAGAGAUUUCAGUCCAGCCACCACUGUGUUUAUCAGAGUAUUGAUUGAAAAGAAAUAUGCGCUCCCUUAUCAAACUUUGGAUGAGUUGGUUUUCUAUUUCAUGAGAUUCAGAAAUGCAGCACAAGAUCAAAUGCAAAUUGAUGAAAACGACGAUAAGAAAGCACCACAAUUGCCAGUUGUAUGGCAUAAAGCGUUUUUGUCAUUUGCCCAACGUUACAAGAAUGACAUCACUGAUGAUCAAAGAGAUUUCUUACUUGAAACUGUAAGGCAAAGAUUCCACCAUGCUAUAGGUCCAGAGAUUAGAAGAGAAUUGUUAGCGGGUAAGCCAAGACUAACCGCAGCUGAUGUACCAAAGAAAGGUGGAUUAAUGGUUGAUGCUUUCUAA
Molecule: messenger RNA, 1407 nt
Organism: Lodderomyces parapsilosis
Lineage: Eukaryota; Fungi; Ascomycota; Pichiomycetes; Serinales; Debaryomycetaceae
Gene: ENP1
Product: snoRNA-binding rRNA-processing protein
Exons: 1
Coding region: 1-1407 (468 amino acids)
Biological process (GO): rRNA processing
Cellular component (GO): nucleolus; preribosome, small subunit precursor; cytoplasm
Molecular function (GO): snoRNA binding
Source: RefSeq, a predicted model, not a curated record